CGCAUGCGUGUGCAGGCAGCCAUCUUGCGUGCUUGCCUAUGUCGUGACCAGUUUUUCGUUGCUUGAACGUUUUGACGAAGAAGUACGUUUGUGUUACACAGUUGAUUGCUUCCCACUGAUAAAAAUGUCAGACAACACAGCAGAUAUCGAUCCCGAGCAGCAGGAGGAUCUUUUGGAUUAUGAGGAGGAUGCAGAGCCUACUCAGGACAGUGCGGCUGCCGCUCCCGAAGCCAAGAAAGACUUGAAGGGAACUUACGUCAGUAUUCACAGUUCUGGCUUCAGAGACUUCCUUCUGAAGCCUGAGCUCCUGCGUGCUAUCGUGGAUUGUGGAUUCGAACAUCCUUCAGAAGUCCAAGCGGAAUGUAUUCCGCAGGCCAUUCUUGGUAUGGACAUUCUAUGCCAGGCCAAGUCUGGUAUGGGUAAAACUGCCGUGUUUGUCCUCGCCACGCUUCAGCAGCUCGAACCUGUUGAUGGACAGGUCAGCGUUGUGUGCCUUUGCCACACAAGAGAGCUGGCGUAUCAGAUCUGCCGUGAGUACGACCGAUUCCGGAAGUACAUGCCGAGCGUAAAGACUGCUGUCUUCUUCGGUGGCGUCAGCAUCAAGCGUGACCAGGAGACGCUAAAAAACAACUGCCCGCACAUUGUUGUUGGCUGCCCCGGGCGUAUGUUGGCUCUUGUUCGCGACAAAUCCCUCAACCUGAAGAACGUCAAGCACUUCAUUCUGGAUGAAUGCGACAAAGUACUCGACUCACUUGACAUGCGCCGUGACGUACAGGAAAUCUUCCGCGCAACACCCCAUGAGAAGCAGGUCAUGAUGUUCAGCGCUACUCUCAGCAAGGAAAUCCGCCCCGUCUGCAAGAAGUUCAUGCAAGAUCCCAUGGAAGUGUAUGUUGAUGAUGAAGCCAAGCUGACACUGCACGGUCUUCAGCAGCAUUACGUCAAGCUGCAGGACAAGGAGAAGAACAGGAAGCUCUUUGAGCUGCUCGAUGUCUUGGAGUUCAACCAGGUCAUCAUCUUUGUGAAGAGUGUGCAGCGAUGCAUGGCACUUGCACAGCUCCUUGUUGAGCAGAACUUCCCAGCCAUUGCUAUCCACAGUCACAUGACCCAAGAAGAGAGAUUGAAUCGCUACCAGCAGUUUAAGAACUUUGAGAAGCGAAUCCUAGUCGGUACAGACCUCUUCGGACGUGGUAUGGACAUUGAGCGUGUCAACAUCGUCUUCAACUACGACAUGCCAGAUGACUCCGACUCCUACUUGCAUCGCGUUGCACGUGCUGGCCGCUUUGGUACCAAGGGUCUGGCCAUUACCUUUGUCAGCGAGGAGAAGGAUGCCAAGGUCCUGAAUGAAGUCCAAGCAAGAUUUGAGGUUGAUGUGAGCGAACUUCCGGAAGAAAUCGACAUGGCCACUUACAUUGAACAACGUUGAGAUGUUGCUGAUCGCCCGUCCUCUAAAUCAACUCUUCAUUCCAAGGCUGCCAAGCUGUUGGCGUUUUUAUGUACUCCAUCCUCUCUUCUCUCUUUUUUCGUACGCUUGCUUUGAAGUGCAGUUGUGGUCUAAAGCUGUGUUCACAACUGGCGCAUGUACGCGUGAAACCACGCACCAGUUGGGAACACAGCUUAAGAAAUCCUGACUCAUGAGCCGAAAGCAGCACCUAGGCUCAUGCGGCCCUUGGAUGUUUUCCUGGACCGUGCAUAAUGUGAUUGAUGGGGACACAUGGCACUGCUUUUGACUCGUCGGUCGGCUUUCUUUGGUAUGUUCCUACAUGCAACCAGUCCAACGUUUGAAUUGUCAUGAAUUGCCGCAUGCCCGUGUUGGGUCAGUCUUGCCAUAUGCACUUGGGAACGGCUUGGGGCUCUCCUACUGCAACAUCUUGCACAUUUGCUGUCAUUGCUCAAUUCUAAGUAGCUGCUGUUCACAGAGAACCUGCCUCAAUGCUUGACCCGCUGCUCACCACCGCCGCCGCCUGCUGCUUUGUGCUGCUACCUGGAGCAUAUAAAAUAUGCAUAUCAUGUAAUGUAUUCUAAGUGCUACCCAUCACAACUGUUGAGAAUUUCAGUCCGUGAACCGUU
Messenger RNA from Sycon ciliatum, 2067 nucleotides. RefSeq names its product ATP-dependent RNA helicase DDX39A-like. Gene Ontology annotation, molecular function: RNA helicase activity; ATP binding; RNA binding. Gene Ontology annotation, biological process: mRNA export from nucleus; mRNA splicing, via spliceosome. Lineage: Eukaryota; Metazoa; Porifera; Calcarea; Leucosolenida; Sycettidae. The coding region runs from base 125 to 1423 and encodes 432 amino acids. The record is from RefSeq and is a predicted model, not a curated record. The transcript has 10 exons.